Molecule: messenger RNA, 1623 nt
Organism: Anguilla rostrata (American eel)
Lineage: Eukaryota; Metazoa; Chordata; Actinopteri; Anguilliformes; Anguillidae
Gene: prdx6
Product: peroxiredoxin 6
Exons: 6
Coding region: 85-756 (223 amino acids)
Biological process (GO): cell redox homeostasis; cellular oxidant detoxification
Cellular component (GO): cytosol; mitochondrion
Molecular function (GO): peroxiredoxin activity
Source: RefSeq, a predicted model, not a curated record
GAGGGAUGAUAGAGAUCUCCAAUAGAAGAACAUCUCCUCGGAUGCGCGUACGUAAUACAGGAGUUGGUCGAAAAAGUCGUAACCAUGCCUGGAAUAUUGUUAGGAGACGUUUUUCCAAACUUUGAAGCCGAAACAACAAUUGGCAAGAUCAAAUUCCACGACUUUUUGGGAGACUCCUGGGGCGUCCUGUUCUCCCAUCCUCGUGACUACACCCCUGUGUGCACCACCGAGCUGGGCCAAGCCGCCAAGCUCAGCGACGAGUUCAAGGAGCGCGAUGUCAAAAUGAUCGCGCUGUCUGUCGACAGCGUGGAGGAUCACCGUGGCUGGACUAAGGACAUUAUGGCCUACAAUCAGGAGGAUCCCGGCUGUCCUUUCCCUUUCCCCAUCAUUGCAGAUGACAAGAGGGAGCUGGCAGUGAAGCUGGGCAUGCUGGACCCAGAUGAGCGGGACAAAGACGGCGUGCCGCUCACUGCCCGUUGUGUGUUUGUGAUUGGCCCAGACAAGAAGAUGAAGCUGUCCAUUCUGUACCCCGCCACGACAGGACGCAACUUCAACGAGCUGCUCCGGGUCAUUGACUCCCUGCAGCUGACUGCAAAGAACAGAGUGGCCACCCCUGUCGAUUGGAAGCCUGGUGAUCGAGUCAUGGUCCUGCCUAAUGUUCCUGAAGCUGAGGCUUCAGCCCUUUUCCCUGCUGGGGUUUACACCAAGGAACUACCCUCUGGGAAGAAGUACUUGCGCUACACACCCCAGCCAUGAAGGAAAGCAGUCUCCAAGUCUCCUGUGAUCAUUGAAGAGUGAAAAAACAAGAACGAGACAGGCCUGGGUCAAAUACGUGUUUGUUUUGGAUUCAAAUACUUUUCUUCCAUUUAUUGAUUUUGCCUGGUGUAAUUGAGCCUGCCAAUAUGACCAGAAGGUGAGGUUUGCUCUUUUUGUGAGUAUUUCAUUGGUUCCAGUACACCAGGCAAGACCAUUAAAGCAUAGAAAAUUAUUUGAAUCCAAAACAAAUGUGUAUUUGCCCCAGGUCUAGAACAAGAUUAAAAACAAGAUAGAAUUUUUUUUUGAAUCAUUGCAAAUUUAAAAUUGAGUCCUCACGCCUUAUGUGAAUCAUUUCAGUGUUAAUUUACAGAUAAAUAUUGCACUCUAAUAAAUAAUAUACCUUUGAGCAUCCCCAUACACUAAGGCUAUCCUACAUGUGUGAGUAGGUCCACGCCAACAAUGUGACUAUUCCCUGUAAUAUUAUGCAGUCCAUAUAUAACUGAUUGCUGAACAGGCUGUGAUGGAAUGAUUGAUCUGUGAGACAUGCAAAGUAUCCUGUACAGUGCCUUCACCUCAACAAAUACCUUUCUGUUUUUCAAGUUGGGGUGAGUUCACUGAUGAACACCCCCCCCAGUGGUAGGUGAUGCUAAUGCUCCUGCUCUUAAAACUAUUGCCUUCUGUUAGAGAGUAGUGAAAGAGUAGCACAAAAGUUUUCUGUAAAACAGAAUCAAUAAAAUGGUUACUUUUGCUGUCAUUGUCAAACAGUGAUAUGAAAAAUGCAUAUAAGUCUAAUUUAGCAGGACAGGGUGUUGAAAACAGAUUUGUUUCCCUUGUAUUUCUCAAUGAUUAAAUAUGGAAACUUCAGCA